Sitodiplosis mosellana (orange wheat blossom midge) is the source of this 951-nucleotide messenger RNA. RefSeq names its product BTB/POZ domain-containing protein 6-B-like. Gene Ontology annotation, molecular function: protein binding. The record is from RefSeq and is a predicted model, not a curated record. The annotation marks the transcript as partial. NCBI's taxonomy places the organism in Eukaryota, Metazoa, Arthropoda, Insecta, Diptera, Cecidomyiidae. The transcript has a single exon.
AUGUCAGCUAUAAAAUAUGCCAGUAAUCUCAUGUCUUCAACGGUGAAAACGUUAUAUUUGGAUGCGGCAACCGCUGACAUUCAGUUUGACUUCAGUUCAGCCGAUGGCAAAUCCGAGCGAGUACCGGCGCACAAACUGCUAUUGUCAACCGCAAGUGUGGUAUUUCGCAAUAUGUUCGACGGAACAUGGAAACGGAAGAAAGUCAUUACCAUUGACGGUACACCGGUUGCAGCCCUCAAAGAAUUUCUGCAGAUAUUCUACCUCAAUGAUAUUGAACUGACCUCGGAAAACGUAAUCGAGGUCAUUGCGUUGGCCAAGAAGUAUGGUGUCGUCGAAUGCUCGAACAUUUGCGGCCGUUUUUUGGAAAACAAUCUCACAGAUGACAAUGAAUGUAUGGCUUAUGGAUUGGCGGUGCGAUUUGGCCACGAUGAAUUGAAACGUUUGUGUGAGGCCAGCAUCAGCAUCAAAGCCGCGGCAGUGCUCAAAUCGCCUGGCUUCUUGAAAUGUGAUCAGAAAACCAUUGGCCAUAUUCUGAAAUUGGAUACACUGUCAUGUUCAGAGACUGACGUCUUCAAUGCAUGUGUGGAAUGCGUCAAAGCAACCAGCAAACAAGAUACAUUGACCAAGGAAGCGGUUCAAGCUCAUCUCGGCGACUCAUUCUACGACAUUCGCUUUGGUUCCAUGAAAAUGGACGAAUUUGCCGCUAUUUUCGAAUCGUAUUCGAUGACAUCGUUGUUCUCAGCAAAAGAACACAAGGAAAUUGUGCAAAUGAUCACCACAGAGAAGUACAAGCCCGAAAUGUUCAAUGGAAAACGUCGCCGGAGCAACUGGGACCACUUGCCCAUGCUCCAAUUUUCACGCAACUUCAGUUUCGUCAAGGACCCAAACACCCUUGAUAACGAUGAAGAGACAACAUUCUCCUCAAGUGAACCGUUGUUGUUGCGUGAAAUC